Molecule: messenger RNA, 2844 nt
Organism: Leptidea sinapis
Lineage: Eukaryota; Metazoa; Arthropoda; Insecta; Lepidoptera; Pieridae
Exons: 2
Coding region: 133-2772 (879 amino acids)
Source: RefSeq, a predicted model, not a curated record
GAUAGCUUUCGGUCUGUCGUUAGUCAUUACCGGUACCGGUUCAUAGAGUGACCUUGUACUUGGAGCGACUCAAAGCGGCUCAUCACUAUAUAAGUUAGAUUUCGACAUCUCGACGACACUGUGGCCCUCAAGAUGUUCACAACUUGGGUAUUUGCUAUUGCUCUCGGAACAGCGGUGACCGCUGAUCUUGGCUAUGAGUACAAAGCUCCAACAACAUCCUUUGGUACUUACCAAUAUGGAGGUAACAGAUACAGCACCGGCUAUGGCAGUAGUUUGAACCCUGGCUACGGUUCCUAUAAAGUAUUUAGCCAAGUACCUGCAGUAACACCAGCAACUGGAUCAAGUGGAUCGUACUUCAACAAUCGUGGAACUAAGACUGUGUCUAGCUACAACACAUUUGGAUCAGGAUUUCCUACUGGUUCUAGCUCAUUUGGAACAGGCAAUAAAUACGCGUUUGGUACAGGAUCUAAUCGCUACAAUACUGGUUACUACACUGGCCAAAAUACUGGUUACAACUCUGGCGCAGCUAGCAGUGCUACUGGAUCAAACUACGGGUCCAGCUCUGGAUCAAAUUACAAUACAUUUGCGACUCAGGGAACGACCGGUUCCAACUACAACACGGGUUCCAAUUCCAAUUAUAACACUGCUGGUAGUUCAGCUGGGUCUAACUACAAUGUAGCCUCACAAGGUGUUGGCUCAAACUACAAUGUAGCCUCAACAGGUAUUGGCUCAAACUACAACGGAUUUGGAUCCGGUGUGGGUACUGCGAGCCAGAGCUCUUCUGGACACCAGCUGACUGAGUACGAAACCACUUUCCAAAACACAUAUGACACAAGUGGUUUGGACAAAAUAGGUAGCUAUUACGAGACCAUCAGUGCUGCCAAUCAUUUCCAGUCCUCAGGACAGUCGUCAGGUACACAGCAAGAGUAUUAUGUCCAACAAUCACAGCAGCCAGCCCAAGUUUUUAAGCACUUUUACUAUUUAGCUGCUCCCGAAGAACCUGAGCCAGUCAAACAACGCCAACCAAUAGUCUUGCCUCCACCACAGAAACACUACAAGGUUAUUUUCAUAAAGGCACCAACUCAACCCGCUCCAGCUCCUCAGAUCAUUCCAGUGUCACCACAAAAUGAAGAGAAGACUAUUGUCUACGUUCUUGUCAAGAAACCAGAGGAUGUAAAGAAUGUUGUUCUUCCUAAAUUCGAAACAAAGGCGCCAACAAAGCCUGAAGUAUUCUUUAUUAAAUACAACGAUAAACUCGAUUCUCAAUCGUUAAUUAACAACAUCGUGAGUGACUACAACAAGGGAGGUAUCCAAGCAUCUUUUUCUGAUUUAAACCUUGGAAAUGAUAAGGGAUCUCCUUAUAUUGCUUCUUCUUCUAGCUCUUCUGGUAUAGACUCGCAGAAUGCAGGAGCUAUUAAUACAGUUGUAGGAGCUUCACCCAGUUCUUCUUUUACCAGCAUCGGUAAUGAUGGCUCUGCUGGAAGUAUCAUUGAUGAUAGCUCAAGCACAUUUCUUACGUCAACGUCAAACGGAGGCGCCGGACCAAUUUCUGCAAACCCAUUAAGCACAAACACUGGCAGUACUGUAUUUUCGUCUAGUUCUGUAAAUUCCUUUGAUAAAGACUCAAAUGUUAAUGAUGGAACUAGCAGUCUCUCUCAAACAUCUUCAGUAAAUGAAUACUCUUCUAGUUCAAACAGCAACUCGGACAAUACUCAAACAGUAUCAAGUUCUUCUAGUUCAAGCUCUGACAGUCAAAGUUCUCAACAGGGUGCCAUUGAUUCCAUUUUCAAUAACAGAUUUGGAUCGGAAUCUAACAGUAACGUUGCAUCCGUCAGUUCAGAAAGCGACGAGUCUAACGCUUCAGAUAACGCCGCUAUAGGUGAAGAAAAGGUUGAAAAUGGGGACAAAACUGAAUAUACCAUUGAAAAAGUUUCAGAUGAAGUAGCUACCGUAUCUACUGGACCAGCAGUAGGAUCCGUACAAUUUGAUGAAUUAAAUUCAGAUAAGACAAAUACGGCAUCAGGCUUCAACACUGUUACAAUUGCAUCAGUCAACAAGGAAUCAGCGGCUUCAACUUUUGAUAACAAACCAAGCACAAGUUUUGGAUUUGGCAGCAAACCAAGUGUAAGUUUCGGAACCAACUAUAACACUUUAAACACUGGCAACCAAAUAAAUAAUAAUGCUCAAACACUGAACUCUGCAACUGGUUACAACACUGAGUUCAACAAAGUUAGUGAAUCUGGAUCCUCGGGUUUAAGUACAGGGGGUUCGUCCUCAGGCAGCUCAUUCAGCACAAGUAAUUUAUCUGGAAAUUCCGGCUACAGUUCUGACUCCGUCAACAAGAACUUUGUUGAUGCAAACAAACAAACAGUUAGUUUUGGAACAAACUACAAUAGAUACGGCUAUCCUCAACCAUUAGGAAUUGGAAAUGGUUACAACACAUACAACAAAUACAGUCAGUAUGGAAGUUCAUACUCAGGCAAACCCACUGUUAGUUUCGGCACUAACUAUUCUAAGUUUGGCUCCGGAUUCAACCAAGUAUAUAAUAACGGCCUUACGUCGUCUGGUUCUUCUGGAUCAUCAUCUGGAAGCACUUUUGGUACUGGAUCUUCUAGCGGUACUACUGUCUCCACCGAUGGUAAUGGUUCCUCCGGAAACUCGGGGCUCGCGAAAUAUGGAUCAACAUCGACAAGAUACGAAGGAAGCUCCCUCUCCACAAGUCAAGGUGUUCCUUAUCAAACCUACGGACCACCUCAAUUUAAAGUAUUGUAGAUUGUAAUGAAAUAGUUUUGUGACGAAAACGAGAAAUGCUUGUAAUGUGUAAUAAAUGUAAGAAGUCCCGUU